UUAAGGCUGUAGGAAGGGAAAAGUGGUCUGCUGUGAUUUGUGUUCGGCUUGGUACUGAUAGGAGAGGGACCUCUUGAUGAUGUUACAAUAAACCAAACCUUUACCUGAGCACAUAGAGUCUUGUGUCUAACUUGUAGAUAUGAUGAGCUGUGUGCAACUUGUGAUCUUGUCCAUCCUUGCAACUCUGCAAACGUCACUGGUACUGGCACAACAACAGGAAGUUGUUGCAGGUAUGUGUACACAUGACGGACAGGAGUAUGCUGACCGAGAUGUCUGGAAACCUGAAGUCUGCCAGAUUUGUGUGUGUGACUCUGGGUCAGUCCUGUGUGAUGAUAUAAUCUGUGAUGAUGAAGUGAGCGAUUGUCCCAACCCUGAAAUCCCCUUUGGAGAAUGUUGUCCAAUUUGUCCUACACCCCCGACCCCAACUGAACCGAAGCCUCCACCAAAUGGCGGGCCUGGUGGAAAGGGAGAAAAGGGAGACCGGGGCUUACCUGGCAUUCCUGGACAGAAUGGUCAGCCAGGACUUCCUGGUCCUCCUGGAUCACCUGGAGUUUGUCCAGAUUGCAGGGAGUUCAGCGGCGCUGGGGGGGGGCAGACCUACCGUCCAGCGUAUGAUGUUAAAUCUGAUGGAAAAUCUGGUGGUGGUGCUAUUUAUGGCCAAAUGGGCCAACCUGGUCCCCCAGGUCCACCUGGCCAAGCUGGAAAACCUGGUGCCCCUGGUUCUCAUGGGUAUCAAGGACCUCCUGGUGAGGCUGGACAGCAAGGACCGAGUGGACCACCUGGUCCUCCAGGACCCGCAGGCUCAAUGGGCCCUUCUGGAAAAGAUGGUGAAUCUGGAAGGCCUGGCAGACAUGGUGAUCGGGGACUCCCAGGAUUGCCGGGUAUAAAGGGACCAAACGGAAUGCCUGGCUUCCCUGGCAUGAAGGGUCACAGAGGCUUUGAUGGACGUGACGGGAGUAAAGGUGAUGCUGGUGCUCCUGGAGCAAAGGGGGAAGCUGGCAUCCCAGGGGAUAAUGGGCAACCAGGACUAGCGGGUCAACGAGGAUUACCUGGAGAGAGGGGACGCAAUGGACUUCCAGGACCUGCAGGUUCACGUGGAAAUGAUGGAGCUCCUGGAUCUCCUGGAUCACCUGGUAACCCUGGUCCCCCUGGGACUGCUGGAUUCCCUGGUGGGCCCGGUCCUAAGGGUGAAAGUGGCUCCCCUGGUACUCGUGGCAAUGACGGUACUCCUGGAGCAAGAGGCGAGCCUGGGCCACAAGGCUAUUCUGGUGCUGCAGGGUCUCCUGGGAUUCCUGGCAAGGAUGGCUCAGCUGGACCAAAAGGCGGAAUUGGUCCAGCUGGUAUGCCUGGAGCUCCUGGGAUGCCGGGAGGAUCUGGCCAACCUGGUCCACCUGGCUCAAAUGGCACACCUGGACUAAAAGGAGCCGCGGGUGAACCUGGCAAAGCUGGUGGAAAAGGAGAAACAGGUCCUAAGGGAGAAGCGGGUAUUGCUGGUGCUCCAGGUCCUGCUGGACCAUCUGGAUUAGAUGGCUCGAAAGGUCAACCUGGUGAGCCAGGUGCAAAUGGCCUUCCUGGUUCUCCUGGAGAGAGAGGUAAUCCUGGUUUCCGUGGCCCAGCUGGAGGCAAUGGUCUUCCUGGCGAUAAGGGUCCUGUAGGAGAGCGUGGUCCAUCAGGGCCUGCUGGCCAGAGGGGAAGCCCUGGUGAACCUGGAAGUAAUGGCAGCCCUGGCCCUUCCGGAAUGAGAGGGUUGACAGGAAGUCCUGGUAGUCCUGGUUCUAAAGGCAAUCCUGGCCCACAGGGUCCUUCUGGCGAAUCUGGGCGAAGUGGUCCCCCUGGCAACACAGGACCUAGAGGUUCACCUGGUGUGAUGGGCUUCCCUGGUCCUAAGGGUAAUGAAGGUGCUCCUGGUAAGAAUGGUGACAGAGGCCCCCCAGGCGGACGUGGACCAGCAGGUGAAAAUGGAAAAAAUGGUGAAUCUGGUCCCCAAGGUCCACCUGGCAGUGCUGGACCCCCUGGUGAAACAGGAGCACAAGGGCCUUCAGGCCCUCCUGGCUUUCAGGGUCUUUCUGGUGCCCCUGGCCCACCAGGAGAGAAUGGCAAACCCGGUGAAGCGGGACCCAGUGGUGCGAAUGGGGCUCCUGGGGGCCCAGGUGCAAAGGGUGAAAUUGGUGUUCCAGGAGGGCGUGGUGCACAAGGCUCGCCAGGUCCACAGGGAGCAAGAGGCAACCCAGGCCCAGCUGGUCAAGAUGGAGGCAAGGGUCCUGCAGGCCCCCCUGGCCCUCCUGGCGGUGUUGGCCCAAGUGGUUUACAAGGAAUGCCCGGUGAGAGAGGCGGCACAGGAAACCCUGGACCCAAAGGUGAAAAGGGAGAACCUGGAGGCCCGGGCUCCGAUGGUACACCUGGAAAGGAUGGAAUGAGAGGUCCGACUGGUGCUAUUGGCCCUCCUGGGCCAACUGGCGCUGGUGGUGACAAGGGUGAAGCUGGCCCUGCUGGUGGUCCUGGCCCUGUUGGUGCUCGUGGUAGUCCUGGAGAGCGAGGAGAAACAGGUCCACAUGGUCCUGCCGGUUUCCCAGGAGCACCUGGUCAGCUUGGUGAACCUGGUAGUAAAGGAGAGAGAGGCCCAAGAGGUGAAAGGGGAGAGCAUGGUCCCCCGGGAGGGUCAGGUCCACCUGGUGCUUCUGGCCCAGCGGGUCUGCCUGGUCCUUCUGGAGAAAAAGGAGCCAGUGGUCCGUCUGGUCCACCUGGUACAUCUGGUUUCCCUGGUGAACGUGGUCAACCUGGUCCUCCUGGAGGAAGUGGUAAUUCAGGCCCCCCUGGCCCACCAGGUGCUGUUGGUAAAGUUGGUGCCCCUGGUGCUCCUGGUAACAGUGGCCCGUCUGGCAGUCCUGGUAGCCCUGGACCUAAAGGUGAAGCCGGCCCUUUUGGAGAGAGAGGUCCCCAGGGAAUGGAAGGAAAGCCAGGUAGUCCAGGUCCAAGUGGAUUAUCAGGUUCAGUUGGUCAGAGAGGUUUGGUGGGCCUGCCUGGCACAAUGGGAAGGCCAGGUCCUGCAGGAGUUCGAGGCCCUCCGGGAGAGGAAGGAAAACCUGGCCCUGCUGGGAAUUCUGGUGAGCGAGGUCCACCCGGGUCACCAGGUCCUUCAGGUAUGAGUGGCCCUCCAGGAGAAUCUGGUAAAGAUGGCAGCCCUGGUGCAGAUGGCUCAUCUGGGCGAGAUGGCUUUCCAGGUCCUAAGGGAGAUCGAGGUGCAAAUGGCAAUCCAGGAACUAAUGGUGCUCCAGGACAUCCAGGGCCUCCAGGCCAACCUGGCCAGGCUGGGAAGAAUGGUGAACGAGGAGAAACGGGAGCCACUGGUCCAGCCGGAGGAUCUGGUCCUGCGGGACCUGCUGGCCGUCCAGGCACACCGGGUUCUCGUGGAGACAAGGGUGAGGCUGGCUCGGCUGGUGAGAGAGGCAUCAAAGGUCAUCGGGGGUUUCCUGGCUCUCCAGGAAUGCCAGGACCAUCUGGUAAUAAUGGAGAGCCUGGUUCUCCUGGAAGCCCUGGUUCUAUGGGUUCAAGAGGGCCUUCUGGUCCUCCUGGUCCUCCUGGGAAAGAUGGUCAAAGUGGCUACUCUGGACCCAUUGGCCCACCUGGUCCACGUGGCCAAAGAGGAGAAAGCGGUGCUGAGGGAUCAUCUGGUCCUAGUGGCCCUCCUGGUCUCCCUGGCCCUCCUGGUCUCCCGGGCCCUUGCUGUGGUGGGUCUGAAAAUAUGGGACAAAAUCAGGAAAAAGGGCAAACUUGGUCCCCAUAUUUUGUUGGGGAUCAGGCAGCUGAAGGAAUUGGUAGUGCAGCUGAGAUUGUCGCCACACUGAAAUCGAUCAACAUCCAGAUUGAGAACAUCCUGACUCCAGAUGGAUCAAGGAAGAACCCUGCUCGUAACUGCAGAGAUCUGAAAUUCUGCCACCCUGAAUUUAAGAGCGGAGAAUACUGGAUUGAUCCUAACCAAGGUUGCAAGGUGGAUGCUAUCAAAGUAUAUUGUAAUAUGGAAACUGGCGAGACCUGUGUAAAUGCUAACCCUAGCGAAGUCCCACGCAAAAAUUGGUGGACCAGCAGUGUACAAUCGAAAAAGCAUGUUUGGUUUGGAGAUUCCAUGAAUGGUGGAUUCCAGUUCAGCUAUGGUGAUUCCGACCUCCCAGAAGGCAUUGCUGAGGUUCAGUUGGCAUUCCUUCGCAUUCUCUCCACCUCAGCCACCCAAGAAAUUACUUACCAUUGUAAGAACAGCAUUGCAUAUAUGGAUGCCGAGUCUGCUAAUGUAAAGAAGGCUCUGAAGCUUUUAAGUUUUGCUGAUGCUGAAAUAAAGGCAGAAGGCAGCAGGAGAAUCACAUACAGCGUCUUGGAAGAUGGCUGCACUAGACACACUGGUGAAUGGAGCAAGACUGUCUUCAAGUACAAAUCACGCAAAACAAUUCAUCUUCCUAUCGUGGAUAUUGCACCUAUGGAUAUUGGCGGCCCAGAUCAAGAAUUUGGAGUAGAUAUUGGUCCUGUUUGCUUCUUGUAAAUUCAUUAGGAAACUUUCAUCAGAACAUUAAAACACUCCAUCAGUUCUAUUUUAAUACAUUCUUGACAUCCAGUCCAGUGGGCAAAUUAGCAACUGCUAUUUAUUUUGUAAUUUGCAAAAAAUAAAAUAAAAAAAAAUAACAUGGAUGUGUGAUGUGAAAGGCCUGUCGCUUUUCUCAAAAUUCAAAUGCUUCUGCUAUAUUAAAUAUGGAGAACAUCUCUAUGGUGCUAUGUCAAUAUGUAAUGGCAAAGGAGUGUGUCAUAACAAGUUAUAAAGCACUGAUUAACUACAGCGUCAAACUUAACCAAUUUCUCUUACCAAGAUGAAGUUCAUAGGCAUAACAAGAACAUUCUACAACUACCUCAUCAUGGAUAGAAACUGGGAUAAGUCUGAUGAUCUGAAACUAAACCGUUUUACAGUUAGAAGUAUAUACGUUGUUAAUGUGUAGAAUGCAGAACCAAACACCAUUAACCAGGAGUUAAUGACACGUGUAAUUACAUUUCUUAUAUACUUUUCUUCUAUGUUUAUAAACAGUGCUUCCAUAAGAUUUUCCUUCCACAGCUGGUUAAGACCACUAAAAUGGGGAAGUGUAAAAAUGUGAUGGUGCUAAAAUAUUUUCACGUUUGAGUCUGCAUGACAAUUAUUAGCUAAAAGUAAAAUAAUACAACAUUGUCUUGGUGUAAUUGACCUGCACUGGGAGUCAUCAUCAUAUUUCUAUGCUGUUGCAUUUCACACUGUACGAUUUAUGAUACUAUUAUGUUAUUUGAUAGCUUUAAUGUUUUUAUAUGUGAGACUAUUGGUAUUUUCUAUCAGAUACACACAAAUAAUAAUAAAAAAAAGAGUACAAUAUCUAUAGUGUCCUCAAGUUUGUGAAACAAAAGUAUUAAAACAUUGAUUUUGUAA
Molecule: messenger RNA, 5434 nt
Organism: Acipenser ruthenus (sterlet)
Lineage: Eukaryota; Metazoa; Chordata; Actinopteri; Acipenseriformes; Acipenseridae
Product: collagen alpha-1(III) chain-like
Exons: 51
Coding region: 140-4531 (1463 amino acids)
Molecular function (GO): protein binding; extracellular matrix structural constituent
Source: RefSeq, a predicted model, not a curated record